AUGCCUCUAAUUUCUCCCAAUGCGCUUCUCUACGCCCACCUGAAGCAGACCCCGCCUCGACGACCAUCCAAUCGAGCCCCUUCCGAACCACGACCCAUCCAACUCAACGUCGGGUCCUUGACGCACUGCAAUGGGUCAUCACUAGUCAAAAUCGGCUCGACCACAAUCGUUUGCGGCGUGCGCGCAGAGAUCCUCCCAGUCACCGAAAUCCCCAGCUUUAGAGUCACAAAAUCCGGCUCUGGCUCCUCGUCAUACACACCUACCGCCCCAGUUGUGCGGGACACACGGAACAAAAACGACGACAAUGACAGCGAAGGAGAAUACUCGCCCAUCUCGCUAUACAAUUUGGUCGUUCCCAACAUCGAGCUAGGCACAGGUUGUUCACCGAGACAUCCGGCCAACGCGGCCCCGUCGACGGAAGCACAGUCGAUAUCUCAGCGGUUGCUGUCACUACUGCACACGUCGCAGCUCGUUAGGUCUUCUGACCUGGAAAUCAUCUAUACUCCACCAUCGAAUCCUGAAAAUCUAGAGCUCGGCAUCGACACCGACCCCCAGCUGAAAGCCUAUUGGACUCUAUACAUUGACAUGAUGUGCAUUAGCCAUGGAGGAUCUCUGUUCGACGCGGCGUGGCUGGCGCUCUAUGCGGCGUUGAAAGAUACCCUGAUCCCCAAGGCGUGGUGGGACCCUGAUCUGGAACAGGUGCUCUGUUCCGCGGAGGUGAGCGAUGCCCGCAGACUUUCGUUGCGAGGGAUGCCUGUACCGAGCAGUUUUGGCGUUUUCGUGCCUGAAAAGAGAGUGUUGGGAACUCAAGUGGUUGGCAAGCACACAGAAAACUAUUGGGUGCUUAUGGACACGGAUGGGUUCGAAGAGGAGGCCUGUGCCGAGGUCGGGUGUAUCACUGUCGACAUCAGGGACUCGAAAACCAACACACCGUCAAUACUGCGGAUCGAAAAGAACGGCGGGUUCAAUGUCGACGUGGAACAAGUGCUGGAAAUUGUUGGACUGGCGGAGCGGAGGUGGCACCAGUGGAAAACCACACUGGACUCUGCCCUGACGAGCUCUUAA
This is a messenger RNA of Exophiala dermatitidis NIH/UT8656, 1065 nucleotides long. RefSeq names its product 3' exoribonuclease. The transcript has a single exon. The record is from RefSeq and is a predicted model, not a curated record. Gene Ontology annotation, biological process: U5 snRNA 3'-end processing; nuclear mRNA surveillance; U4 snRNA 3'-end processing. The coding region runs from base 1 to 1065 and encodes 354 amino acids. Gene Ontology annotation, cellular component: cytoplasmic exosome (RNase complex); nuclear exosome (RNase complex). NCBI's taxonomy places the organism in Eukaryota, Fungi, Ascomycota, Eurotiomycetes, Chaetothyriales, Herpotrichiellaceae.